AUGGCCAAGGCAACUUUGUCCUCUGAGGAGCGACAUCAGGGGCUCCACACUGUUAGUGAAAUAGACUUGGCUAAAAUAAUCCAGGUGUGCCACAAAACCAUCAAACAAGCAAACAAUGGCAAGACAAGUCAUGUGACUAUUUCUGGCCAAUCACCAGUGAAUGGAAAUGACCAGUGUCUCUUCUGGGCAGAAGAGGUGGAGUGUGACUCUCUAGCUCUGUCUUCUACUAUCUUAGCAAACAUGGAGAAUGCAUACACAGCCACAGCUAUCAACAGCACCAACUUCUGCACCUCAGCAAAAGAUGCCUUUGUCAUUCUGGUGGAGAAUGCUUUGCGAGUGGCUGCCAUCAACACAGUGGGAGACUUCAUGUUAUUCUUAGGCAAGGUGCUGAUAGUCUGCAGCACAGGUUUGGCUGGGAUUAUGCUGCUCAACUACCAGCAGGAUUACACAGUAUGGGUGCUGCCUCUGAUCAUCGUCUGCCUCUUUGCUUUCCUAGUCGCUCAUUGCUUCCUGUCCAUUUACGAAAUGGUAGUGGAUGUAUUAUUCUUGUGUUUUGCCAUUGAUACAAAAUACAAUGAUGGGAGCCCUGGCAGAGAGUUCUAUAUGGAUAAAGUGCUGAUGGAGUUUGUGGAAAACAGUAGGAAAGCAAUGAAAGAAGCUGGUAAGGGAGGCGUUGCUGAUGCCAGAGAGCUAAAGCCUAUGCUGAGGAAAAGGUGACUGGUCUCAUGAGGCCGGAAGAAUGGACUCAGAGGAGGCUGUUUACACGAGCUUCUCCCACAUACCAGCUGUUGUGAGUCUGGGAGGAAGAGCAGGAUCUUAUUACUUCAAUGAAGCCUGGGACAAGAUUCCCCAACCACCACCAGCCAAGUGGAUUUGCUGCAGUGGGGCUGUCUAAUAAAUGAUUAAUCCCAAGCAUUUGAUAGUAAUCUGUCUUGCAGCAGUGUCUUCAAACUUUGUGUUGCUUUCUCUCCCAGCCUUGCAUAUAUUUAAGAAUCUCUCCCUGCUUCUUACCUAGUGUCAGAAUUGGCCUGAUGUCUGGAUAUGCAAGGGAAUUCUCUUAGUGCAGCCUGGGUUUGUCCUCUUUAACCCUGCUAUUUAUAGAACUGAUGUGGCUAAUAACUACUUCAGAUCAAGCAUUAGGAUGGAUGUUCUAGCACUUAAAUAGCCCUGAAAGUUUGUGCCUGUUAUUGUUAUCUCCACUUUGCCUAUGAGGAAAUGGAAGCCCAGAGAGGUGGUGUGCUGUGGAUAAGAUCACACAGUUGACAGGAUUAGGAUUCAAAUCCAGGACUAACUCCAAAGCCCCUUCACUGUAACGCUAUGCUUUGCUCCUUAUUGCUCCAGAUAGUUACCCUAUAAUAUCAUCACAGGUAUCACUUACUCUUGUGAAUGGGAGUGGGGAUGGUGAUGUAUUACGUGGAAAUGUCUCAGAGGAAGGAUCAGGGAGACAUCAGCAGUACAGAAGAAUCACAGAAGGAUUUUCUAAGCAAAAUAAUAAUGUUCUUUUAUGGCCUGUCUGUCAAAUCUGGCCCCCAACCUUUUUUUUUGUAAAUAAAGUUUUAU
Molecule: messenger RNA, 1560 nt
Organism: Castor canadensis (American beaver)
Lineage: Eukaryota; Metazoa; Chordata; Mammalia; Rodentia; Castoridae
Source: RefSeq, a predicted model, not a curated record